Molecule: messenger RNA, 1989 nt
Organism: Triticum dicoccoides
Lineage: Eukaryota; Viridiplantae; Streptophyta; Magnoliopsida; Poales; Poaceae
Exons: 4
Coding region: 53-862 (269 amino acids)
Source: RefSeq, a predicted model, not a curated record
AUCGGACGGCCGUCAGAUUGACAUCUGACGGCGAGAUGCUCUUAUUGCGCCUAUGGCCGCCGGUUGCUUGUGUCGCCACGGCCACAGCCGUUUUGGUUUGUCUCCAAUGAUCCAAUCUCGAAUGUCGUCUGCCUCUACGCCCACGCCCACGGCCGUGGCGCGGCCGGCCGGGAGGUACGCCGUGUACGUCGCGGCCGUGCCGCUGAGGGGCCCUCAGGGUCCGGCCCAGGCCCUGAUGUCUUCGGCCUACUCGCUGGGUCUGUGGGACCUUCAGCACUUCAUGGUGCUCCUCCGGCCCGACCCUGCCCGAACCCGAACCCAGGUGCAGGAGCCGGAGCCGUCGUUGGUGUUCGAUUUCCAGCCUCUCGACCCGGAGGAUGCUCUCGCCGCCUUCUCCGUGCUCUCGCGGAGCAAAAUACCGGGGGUGGUUCGGAGGAGAACGCUGCGGCGGAUCCCUGACAGGAGGAGCUGGUUCGUCGGCCUCAGCGACGGCGGCGCCGCCGACGCCGCCGAGAGGUUCAGCGAGCGAUGGCCGACCGACCUGGUCGUCGGGAACCACGACUGCCGAGACUACACCAACGGUUGGCAGCCACAAUUGCCGCUUUACUUACACAACAUUGCUGCCAUCUCUUCUUUUCAUCAUCUCAAUCUUUUCUUUCUCUGUGUGUGUGCGCGCAUGAUCUCCUUCGCAAGGGCUGGUGGAAGUCUUGACAGGACAAAAACGCGUCCUCGACUCGCUGAGAUCAGCAGGCCGCCAAUGAGGCCGCGCCAUCAUGGGAUAUAUGAGGAUUCCGACUGCUCACGCUCAUCUGUGAAUUCUUCUAAUCCUAGACCAAGAAAACGUACUGCCUGCAACUACUAAUGAAACGCAUCAGCCUUCUCGGACAAAGGUGUGGCAUAAAUAAGAAAUGCACUUUGAGGAAUUCCUCGGCUGGAGCUUGAAGCAAAAGUAGAAAAACUAAUCAAUGUAACCAGGUGCUGGUUGCUGAGUAUCUGGUAAUUUGCUGUCAGUAGUUCUUUUACACAUAUUAAUUUGCUAUCAGUAGUAAUUGAAGCAAAAUGUUUACUAACAAAAUGGAGGAAGCAAUAUCCAGUAGCACUUGGAUUAUAUCAUAUGGCUUCAGCAAACAAACACAAAUUUCUUCUGGAUUCUGUUUUCGAAAUGUGUUCCUAAAUGAGAGACGUUUUUGCAGUUUCAAUUGAACUGAUUUAAGCUGCAAAAACGGCUUACAUUUAGAAACACAGGGUGCAAUUUCUUAUAUUCUUCUCCAUUAGAAGUGGCAACUAUACAACAUCACCCACGACAAUGAAAGCUCAAGCUUUUUGUGCAUCUACCUGCUGACCCUAAGACCCAAUGCCUUCCAAACAAUGGCAAGUUGGUGUCUCAGGACAUGAUGAGCAAGUGCCAUCGUUGGCUGUCCACCAUUGGGCUCUGGCCCCACCUUCAGUUUCAAGAAACAACUAGUAGCACUGAAAUGCUGAUUGGCGUUUGCCGACUAGUUUGGACAUGAUGACAGAGACAAAAGGAAUGUAUCUGGGGGCUGACUAUCUCCAUUCUUCUUUCUCUCAAGUCUGACAACAGGAGGCUUAUCGAGAUCUCGUCAAAUCGGAGGUCACAACUCACCAACCUAACAAGACAAGGUGAUCUGCUGGGACAUUUCAUCCAUGAUGGAUGGAUGGAUGGAUGUGCGGUGCCCCUACCUACCCUGGGACUGCACCUUAUCAACAAGGUAGCAACUCAAGCCCUGCGCAGGCAAUCGAUUAGCGUUGUGCCUGCCUACAACAGUGGAGGCAGACCCCAGUGUGUAAUUAGCUGGCCACCCAAAUACCGAAACCUAAUCUGCACCGUGCUUUUACUUUCUGUCUGUAGCCAGCUGCAGAAUUCCAGCAUCUUUUCGGUAAUCUUUCAGCUGCACAAUCUAAUUAAGCUAGCGCUACUUUGACUUGUGCUUGAAUAUAGAUUAAUCAUGGUUGUGCAGUAUUAAUUCA